GCGCGCUCUCUGCCCUUUGACGUGGCACCGGCUUUCCCCGUCAGCCAUGUUGGUUGCGUCGGCAGCGCUCAGGCUGCUGGGCUCAGUGUGAGGGAGGGAAGCGGGCGAGGCGGGCGGAGGCGAAGCCAGAAAUAAGAGAGUAAUUAUGGCAACCUUCCUGGAGUUCAUUCAGCAGAAUGAGGACAGGGAUGGCGUUAGAUUCAGCUGGAACGUCUGGCCUUCCAGUCGUCUUGAAGCCACAAGAAUGGUGGUUCCAGUGGCUGCUUUGUUUACACCACUGAAAGAGCGGCCUGACUUGCCUCCAAUUCAGUAUGAGCCAGUCCUGUGCAGUAGAACAACAUGUCGUGCUGUUCUAAAUCCAUUAUGCCAGGUGGAUUACCGAGCAAAACUAUGGGCUUGCAAUUUUUGUUACCAGAGAAAUCAGUUUCCUCCUACAUACGCUGGCAUAUCUGAGAUGAACCAGCCUGCAGAACUCUUACCUCAGUUUUCUAGUAUUGAAUAUGUAGUACAGCGUGGACCUCAGAUGCCUUUGAUAUUUCUUUAUGUUGUUGACACUUGUAUGGAAGAUGAAGAUUUGCAAGCUUUGAAAGAAUCCAUGCAGAUGUCCUUAAGUCUCCUACCUCCAACUGCUUUGGUGGGACUUAUUACUUUUGGGAGAAUGGUACAGGUUCAUGAACUUGGUUGUGAAGGAAUUUCCAAGAGUUAUGUCUUCAGAGGGACAAAAGACCUGUCUGCAAAACAGCUCCAGGAAAUGUUAGGACUUACAAAAAUGAAUGUUGCACAAGUGGGUCGUGGUCCUCAGGUACAGCAGCCACCCCCAUCUAACAGAUUCUUACAGCCAGUACAGAAAAUUGACAUGAAUCUCACUGAUCUUUUGGGGGAAUUGCAGCGGGAUCCUUGGCCUGUUCCUCAGGGCAAAAGACCUUUACGAUCUUCUGGAGUGGCUCUUUCCAUAGCUGUAGGAUUGUUAGAGUGUACGUUCCCUAAUACUGGUGCCCGUAUAAUGAUGUUUAUUGGUGGACCGGCCACCCAGGGCCCUGGAAUGGUUGUAGGGGAUGAACUUAAGUUGCCUAUAAGAUCUUGGCAUGACAUUGAAAAAGACAAUGCCAAAUAUGUUAAAAAGAGUACAAAGCAUUAUGAAGCCUUGGCAAAUCGUGCUGCCACAACAGGUCAUGUUAUUGACAUCUAUGCAUGUGCAUUAGAUCAGACUGGACUUCUGGAGAUGAAGUGCUGUCCCAACUACACGGGGGGUUACAUGGUAAUGGGAGACUCUUUCAAUACAUCCUUGUUCAAACAAACCUUUCAGCGUGUGUUUACUAAAGAUGUGCAGGGGCAAUUCAAGAUGGGAUUUGGAGGAACCUUAGAAAUCAAGACAUCAAGAGAAAUAAAGAUAUCUGGAGCUAUUGGACCAUGUGUAUCUCUCAAUUCCAAAGGACCUUGUGUAUCAGAAAAUGAGAUAGGAACAGGAGGUACAUGUCAGUGGAAGAUUUGUGGACUCAGCCCCACAACAACUCUAGCGUUGUACUUUGAGGUGGUUAAUCAGCACAAUGCUCCCAUUCCACAGGGUGGACGGGGUGCCAUCCAGUUUGUGACUCAGUAUCAGCAUUCAAGUGGACAGAGACGUAUUAGAGUAACCACUAUUGCCCGGAAUUGGGCAGAUGCUCAGACACAGAUUCAAAACAUUGCUGCUUCUUUCGACCAGGAGGCAGCUGCCAUUCUUAUGGCCAGGCUAGCAGUAUACAGGGCUGAGACAGAGGAAGGACCUGAUGUUCUUAGGUGGCUGGACAGACAGCUUAUCAGAUUGUGUCAGAAAUUUGGAGAUUAUCACAAAGAUGAUCCAAGCUCCUUCAGAUUUUCAGAAACCUUCUCCCUUUACCCACAGUUUAUGUUCCAUUUAAGAAGAUCCCCUUUCUUGCAAGUGUUCAACAACAGUCCUGAUGAAAGUUCCUAUUAUCGCCAUAACUUCAUGCGCCAAGAUCUGACUCAGUCACUUAUAAUGAUUCAGCCAAUCCUCUACGCCUAUUCUUUCAAUGGACCCCCAGAGCCUGUUCUUUUGGACAGCAGCAGUAUUUUGCCUGAUCGCAUUCUUCUCAUGGAUACAUUUUUCCAGAUCCUUAUUUAUCAUGGAGAGACCAUAGCUCAAUGGCGCAAAUCAGGCUAUCAGGACAUGCCAGAAUAUGAAAACUUCCGUCACUUGCUCCAGGCUCCAUCAGAUGAUGCACAAGAAAUUCUUCAUUCCAGGUUCCCAAUGCCACGGUACAUUGAUACAGAGCAUGGAGGUAGCCAGGCCCGUUUUCUGCUUUCUAAAGUAAAUCCUUCUCAGACACAUAAUAAUAUGUAUGCCUGGGGACAGGAAUCUGGAGCACCCAUUCUUACAGAUGAUGUCAGUCUGCAAGUUUUCAUGGACCAUUUGAAGAAACUUGCAGUAUCAAGUGCUGCCUAAAAGGGUGUGGAGUGGUACAGAUGUUGACUGGCUGAAACAACAUUUCAGCUUUAUUUUCCUGUUUAUGUAAUUGCAAAAUGAAUGCUCUGAUAUGCUCAAGCUGCCUAACAACUUCAUAAAGCACUGUAGUUUUCAAGAGAGAGCAUUUAUUAUCAAAGGCCUAAGUACAAACAACUGUUUUGAAAAGUAAAUUAAAUUGGGAUACAGUUAGAGAAAAGUCCUUUUGGUUGCCACAAUUAUAUUGUAAUUUGUCUUAGUCCAUUGAUUAUGCUUUUGUACUAUCUAAUGUGGAAUACUUUAUUCUGGUGUGCACUACAAUGAUGGAGUAAACAUUGUAAAGAUGGUCCAUUGUCAGCUUUGGGCUUUCACAAUUUGCCUUGUGGCAUAUUCAUGUUUAUUCUUUUUGGCUAGAAAUGAACAAAGAAACUGACUUUGAAAUGCUAUAAAUGCAACUUUUUCAAAUCUAAAAAUAUUUAUUUUCUUCAAUCAGCUGUACAUGAAUGGUUUAAUAAGUGUUUUUGUUUUGGUUUUUGGUAGGAAAUCCUUUCUAUCUUUUCUAAUAGAAGAUGCAAAAAUUGCAAGAAAUUUGUCAAUUGUCAUCCAAAGCUUCCAUUUUGAUAAUACUCUGAUCAUCUCUUGCAAAAUGUGAAACUGCUACUGUUGGUUGAAACACUAUCCAAUCUGAGCACUGCAAAAAAGUAACUCUACACCUGUCACCAUCUUCUAGACAGGGAACAAUACUUGUAUAAUAUCAUGAACAAAAACAUGUUGCUGUCUAUUUCCACAAGUAAAGUAUGCCUUUUAGUAUAGCCAUAUAAUGUUGUGGCAUUGUGUGGUGCUUGUGUUAUUCUCUGCUUCUGUUUUGUUAUGAAUUAUGCAGGUUGCAAUUCUUGUUAAAACAGUGUUAUACAGUACAUACCAUAAUUGUAAUAAAUCUGGUAAUACUCAGUUUUAGAUUUGGUUCCUUGAAAACAAAUAUAUUUGCCUUUAAUAAUAAAGUUUUUAUGUAUGAACAUAUUA
Varanus komodoensis (Komodo dragon) is the source of this 3463-nucleotide messenger RNA. RefSeq names its product SEC23 homolog A, COPII coat complex component (gene SEC23A). The coding region runs from base 146 to 2443 and encodes 765 amino acids. Lineage: Eukaryota; Metazoa; Chordata; Lepidosauria; Squamata; Varanidae. Gene Ontology annotation, molecular function: zinc ion binding; GTPase activator activity. The record is from RefSeq and is a predicted model, not a curated record. The transcript is spliced from 20 exons. Gene Ontology annotation, cellular component: COPII vesicle coat; endoplasmic reticulum exit site. Gene Ontology annotation, biological process: COPII-coated vesicle cargo loading; endoplasmic reticulum to Golgi vesicle-mediated transport; intracellular protein transport.